Molecule: messenger RNA, 1814 nt
Organism: Prunus avium (sweet cherry)
Lineage: Eukaryota; Viridiplantae; Streptophyta; Magnoliopsida; Rosales; Rosaceae
Gene: CAX2
Product: cation exchanger 2
Biological process (GO): intracellular calcium ion homeostasis; calcium ion transmembrane transport
Cellular component (GO): plant-type vacuole membrane
Molecular function (GO): calcium:proton antiporter activity
Source: RefSeq, a predicted model, not a curated record
GUAUCAACCAAAGUUAUGCUUUACGAAACUGUCUGGUGAAUGCAAGAGAAGAGAAGCAAGAUCCAAUCUUCCAACAGUUCCUCAGGAGGACAAGAAAACCCAACAAACAAUAAAGAAAGAAGAGAGGCAGAGACUCGCAAAUUCAAUUUCUUUGCUAAUAAUAGCAACAAUCAAUACAUCAUCAAGCUUGGCUGGAACAUUUUGAACCUUUUGUCGCAUCUUUGAGAAUGUACACUAAGACCUUCGUGCAUCGAUGCCAUUUUUUAUCGUAUUGAUGAAUCAUUGCGUAUCUUAUAAAAGAAGAUGAAUUAUAAGUUACAAGGGCUUGAAAUCCAGUCUCAACUUGAAAUGGAAUCACUGGACAACAGUUCAAUACAUGAAUUUGAGGAUGAGAGUCUUUUUACUCCGGGGGCUGAGGCUCAAAAGACACAUUCUAUACAAGCAGUGGGGGAAUGCUCAUUUUCACGAGGUUCACAAGCUAGUGGUGAUAAAGUGUGGAGAAAUAUAUGUAGAAGCAUAAAGACUGUAGUUUUCUCAACUAAGCUCAACUUGCUUAUGCCUUUUGGACCUCUAGCGAUAUUUGUAUAUAAGUUAACUGGCCAUAAUGGCUGGGUCUUUUUCUUUAGCUUGUUGGGCAUAACACCUUUAGCCGAGCGUUUAGGUUAUGCUACAGAGCAGCUGGCGUUCUAUACUGGAGCUACUGUUGGGGGUCUUUUAAAUGCUACUUUUGGAAAUGCAACAGAACUGAUUAUAUCAAUUUAUGCACUGAAACGUGGAAUGUUACGCGUUGUUCAGCAGUCAUUGUUAGGUUCUAUUCUGUCAAACAUGCUGCUGGUGCUUGGUUGUGCAUUCUUCAGUGGUGGGCUUGUUUUUCAUGAGAAGGAACAGGUGUUUAACAAGGCAACUGCUGUUGUGAACUCAGGGUUGCUGUUAAUGGCAGUCAUGGGCCUACUUUUUCCAGCUGUUUUGCACUAUACUCACACUGAGGUGCAUUUUGGGAAGUCAGAGUUGGCACUUUCAAGAUUUAGCAGUUGCAUCAUGCUUCUGGCAUAUGCCACAUAUCUUUUCUUCCAGUUAAAGAGUCAAAAGAAUCUGUAUGUUCCUCUAAAUGAGGAAGUGAGUCAGAAUGAAGAGAACUCAGAUGAUGAUGAAGCUCCUGAGAUCUCUAAAUGGGAAUCAAUAAUUUGGCUUUCAAUAAUGACGGCUUGGAUCUCAAUCCUAUCGGAAUAUUUAGUUAAUGCCAUAGAGGGAGCAUCUGUAGCAUGGAACUUGCCAGUUGCAUUUAUCAGUGUUAUUUUGCUCCCAAUUGUGGGUAAUGCUGCAGAGCAUGCAAGCGCGAUUAUGUUUGCCAUGAAGGACAAGCUUGACAUUUCUUUGGGAGUGGCAAUAGGGUCAUCAACGCAGAUAUCCAUGUUUGGGAUUCCUUUUUGUGUAGUUGUUGGGUGGAUUAUGGGGCGCCCUAUGGACUUGAACUUUCAGCUUUUUGAGACAGCAACACUUUUUAUAACUGUCUUAGUUGUAGCCUUUAUGCUGCAGGAUGGAACCUCUAAUUACUUCAAGGGGUUGAUGCUUAUUCUUUGUUAUCUGAUAGUCGCCGCAAGUUUCUUUGUUCAUGUAGAUCCUUCUCCAGCAGAUGAAACACAAUCGAAAACGUAGUUGUGGAAGAUGUUGAAGACGACUAUAAACAGACAAUCGAGUCUAUUCGAGGACCGACUACAUACGGAAUGAGAUGUGAUAUUGGAGAUGAUGCGCAAUUAGAAACAUAGUCCACGAAGCUGCGGGUUGCUCUGCAAAUAAUUUGGAUCAUCAUCCUG